UAUUUCUUGUAAAUGUGAUUUAAUGGGUAUUACUAUAUAUAUGCUGAUAGAACUUAUUGAUACAUAUAUGCAGAAGAAAGGAUUAACGAGAUUGCAGAUGAACUAUCUACGAUGAGAGAAGUUCAAUCAAGCCAAAUUCAGAACCAUAACCAAGAUGAAGCCUCGACGUCGCGGUCUCAAGAAGAGGAAACACCCAAAUUGUUUGAAAAUCCUUUUGCCAUCAACAACGAAAUAACAGGUUCAAAUGAAUCAAUUCCUUGUGCAAGAGAUGAAGCUCAACCUACACAAGACCAUGUUGUGUUGUUAGAUUGCGAAGGAUGUGUUAAUGAUAAUGUUGAGAGUUCAUCAUCUUCUUCGAGUGAGGUGACUACUUUUGAUGCAGCCAAGAAUGAAGCUUUUAGAAACUCAGUUAGAAAGGUCCUUACUUGCUUGGCAUUCCCAAGGAACGAAGGCUCGGUUGCAAGGGAAAACACAGAUGCAACACCAAGAGAUUUACCAGAUCUCCUAGCAAGUGUUAGUAGUCCUACCAAUGAUAUACCUACAAAGAUGCAGGAGCGAUCAUAUUACACUAAACCUCAUCACACGUCGAAUUUCUCCAUAGCAUCCGACAUGCAAGUCGAGGUCUCAGAAGCUGGUUCUCCAACGACGCAGACCAACGAGGCAAGCUCUCCAACAGAUCAAGAAUCAUACGACGGAGACGUAGACAAGGAUGUUAAUUCAGCAGAUGACGAAGAACUAUGGGGUGCAUCACCUCAUCCAUCUAAACUAGGGGAGUUCGGAAUAAAUUUCAAGCUACAUGACAUAACAGAAGAGAAAGAACAUAAAGGAUCAAAGUUGAGCAGUGUUGUCCAUAAUAAUGAGAACCAUAUUCCCCCUCCAUUAAUGGAAGAAGAAAGUGGUGAUCAUCAAGCCAGAGUCAUGGGAGUAGUUUCGUCGUUAUCUCCGAGGUCGAUAUUGCCUGAUGAAGAUAAGAAAAAUGAUGUAGUAGAUCUCAAGAGUACUAAUGGAGAUAUCUUGGAAUCUAGAUCAUCAGGUUCAUCUGAGGGUUUAACAUCUCAAAUGCAGAGUAAAGCAGAGCAUCUUGCAGUAUACUUGGCUAGUUUACCUCCUUCUCCUAGUGAAUCUGGCUCCAAUAUUAUAGAGGUUUGCUCAAAAAACCAAAUUUAUUUUCAUCACAUUCUAGUGACAUACUAUUCCAUAGUUCUUUACACGUAA
This is a messenger RNA of Beta vulgaris subsp. vulgaris (sugar beet), 1215 nucleotides long. RefSeq lists its product as uncharacterized. The transcript is spliced from 3 exons. Bases 112 to 1215 code for a protein of 367 amino acids. The record is from RefSeq and is a predicted model, not a curated record. Lineage: Eukaryota; Viridiplantae; Streptophyta; Magnoliopsida; Caryophyllales; Amaranthaceae.